This is a messenger RNA of Astyanax mexicanus (Mexican tetra), 5372 nucleotides long. It is a transcript of the gene zfyve9b, whose product is annotated as zinc finger, FYVE domain containing 9b. The coding region runs from base 410 to 2821 and encodes 803 amino acids. The record is from RefSeq and is a predicted model, not a curated record. Gene Ontology annotation, molecular function: metal ion binding. The transcript is spliced from 16 exons. Gene Ontology annotation, biological process: endosomal transport; liver development. Gene Ontology annotation, cellular component: endosome; early endosome membrane. NCBI's taxonomy places the organism in Eukaryota, Metazoa, Chordata, Actinopteri, Characiformes, Acestrorhamphidae.
CUGUCCGGAGUUUUUCUCACAGCUCAGACCCUCCCUGAGGAAAGGCAGUGAUAUAAUGGGGCGAGCCUGAGUCACCGCUGCCUUUCUCAUAGGACGUUUUAAUUCAGAGCAACCUUCAGGUAGUUUAUAAGAGCGCGGUGAGCUCAUAUUGAUUCGUGCUGUGGGGCAGAUCAGGGGGAUGAACGGAUGGGAUGUGAAGGAUGUCAGUGUUUGUAAAUCAGCUUCUUAACUGAUUAAAGGGAGAAGGGCAGCUAUGCGAUCCAUCAGGCACCACACCACUGUCCUGCAGACCACACCAGACUGCCUUGAUUAGAGGGUGAUAAUCAAAGCUGAGCGUGACGUAAUGCGGACAAAAGCAUGCUGAGUGACUUGGCAAGCUUGGCGAGCCCGGCUGAACUUCGCUGAGAGGAUGAGGCAGGCAGUAACUGCCACUCUCUCUGUGUGGGGGGAGAGACGCUUCGGUUACUCCACGCUGAAAGACUCCAGGGAGGCACUGCUGGAUGAGGGCUGGCUCAUGCCUGGCCUUAAGGAGGACUCUGUGAUAGAGGAGAAGGAGCUGGCCGACAGCGAGCAGGAGCAGCUGGAGGUUGUGCUGGGAAGUGCGCCGUCCACCCCAGAAGAUGCUCAGACCCAGGGUGACCCAGGCCAGCCUGAGACAGACACACUGUCCUCUGCCCACAAGUGUGAGUCACCGUCAGGCCGCAGAGCCAGUGUGAACGUGACUGGGUCUGAGAUUGGAGCGUCCCAUGUGAGGAGGGGGUCUCUUGGUGCCCUCCCUGUGCAGCGCUGCAGCUCCCUGGGCUCCACAGCCCCUCAGUGGGUCCCUGAUUCGCAGGCUCCUGCGUGUAUGAAAUGUGGCUCCAAAUUCUCCUUCACAAGGAGGCGGCACCACUGCAGAGCCUGCGGGAAGGUGUUCUGUGUGGUGUGCUGUGACUUAAGAUUCAGAUUAACUCACCUGGGUGGAAAAGAGGGGCGUGUCUGUGUCACCUGUCACUCAACUCUCAUUAACAGAACUCUUCGGAAGGAGCAAAAGAAAGUUUGGUUUGCUGACAGUGUUGAAUCAAAAAAUGAGUCGUCCAGUGCCAAUAAUACUCCAACUCACAUGGAUGCAAUCCAGACACACACUCCUGCAGCAGCUCAAGUGGUGUCAACGGAUCUGCCUGAGUUGCUGAACUCACCUUGCUUGGAAAGGGAGGAAGUGGUCAACAGCCCCAAAGGAAGCUCAGCUAAACCCUUACCACACAAGGGACUUCCUCCCAUCCUCACAUCUACAGGGGUUAAAGGAGAUUACACGGUGGAGGAGAAGCGGACAGAGUCCUCACUGCUGGAGGAGCUGGAGCAAGGUCAGACCGAGCCGCUGGUGUUUGUCCUCAACGCCAACCUUCUGGCCAUGGUGAAGAUCGUCAGCUAUGUGAACAGGAGAUGCUGGUGUGUGAUGUCUAAAGGGAUGCAUGCUGUGGGUCAGCCAGAAGUGGUCGUGCUGUUGCAGUGUCUGCCCGAAGAGAAGAGGUUCCCCACAGACAUUUUCAGCCACUUCAUUCAGAUCUACUGGGAUGCACAGACUGCAGGAAAGCUCUUGAACCACCUGAGUCACUCGGUGGCGGCGCGAGGGUUCCUGGGCAGUAAAGAACAUGCUGGCUUUCUCUACAUGCGUCCAACGUUCCAGUCCCUGGAUGGCUUGCCUUUGCCUCCACAGCCCUUUUUGUUUGGCCUGCUGAUCCUGCGGGCUGAGAUUCCCUGGGCUAAAGCCUUCCCGUUGCGACUGAUGCUGCGUUUGGGUGCAGAAUAUCGAUUUUAUCCCUGCCCUCUGUUCAGUGUGCGCUUCAGAGAGCCGCUCUUUGGCCAGAUUAAUAACAGCAUCAUGAGACUCCUAGUGGACUUUCGCUUCUACCGUUACACGUUGCCGGUGGUGACAGGCCUCAUGGUUGAUUUGGAGGCACGGAGCACAUGCAUCACGAUUCCUAAAUCACGGCAUGCUGAGCUGCUGAAGGCGCUGAAUAAGUCGAAUGAGAGAGUGCUGGCUAUGGGAGCUUGCUUUAACGAGCGCGCCGACUCCCACCUCAUCUGUGUGCAGACUGCAGAUGGACAGUACCAAACACAGGCAAUCAGUAUCCACAGUCAGCCACGCAGAGUUACAGGCUCCUGCUUUUUUGUGUUCAGUGGAGCCUUGAAAGCCUCAUCAGGAUACCUGGCCAAAUCCAGCAUUGUUGAAGAUGGUUUGAUGGUUCAAGUUACGAUGGAAACCAUGCUGGAGCUGCGGCGAGCUCUCCGUGACAUGCGGGACUUCACCCUCACCUGUGGGAAACUCCAGCAGUCAGACAGACAGGAGUAUGUGCACAUUCAGUGGCAAGACGAGGAGCCUCGCUUCAAUAAGGGUAUAAUCAGCCCCAUUGAUGGCAAAUCUAUGGAAUCCAUCAGUUGUGUCAAGACACACCAACGAUUAGAAUAUCGAGCCAACGGAAAGGUCAUACGCUGGACGGAGGUGUUCUUUCUUCAGAGGGAGGAGCAAUCAAACGGGCCAAAUGCUAACGCCAAUCAUAACCGCCUGACGGAACGGCUGGCACGGGCCUUCUGUUUGGCACUGUGCCAGUCUCUGAGCCUGCUGAAAGAGGAUGGCAUGACCAAACUAGCACUGCGGGUCACACUAGACGGGCAGAAGAUGGAGUUCCUGGCAGGCAGUAAUGGCCAGGCUCUGCCGCUGCACUACCAGGACAGUCUCAACCAGUCAUUACGGGCCGUCGUACAGAGCGUCUCUCAGCGCCACGGACACGCUGCCCUGCAGCUGGAGCUCAUUUUCUACAUCCUGGAGGACAUAUCCUAGAGAACACCUGUCGGACCCCCCACCAUGCUGCCAUCUGCCUGACCAUCCAGAGCUGGAUGAAACGGAAGACAGACACACUGUGCCAAAUCUCAUAAUUCAAGCCAAUCCACUCUAAACCUUUCGUCUCGCUUUAUUGAUUACUGAAAAAAAAUCGGUGGCAAAUUUGCAUUACUAAAAUACCACUCUCCAUAUAACGCAGUGUUUCUCGGUCUUGGUCUUGGUCCCCCUCCCGCCCAACACUUGUUUCAGAGUAUUCCCUGCUUUAACGCACUCACUGACUCUCUGAAGGGGCUUGUUAAUGAGCUGAUGAGUUGAAUCAGGUGUGUUGAAGUGUUAAAGUACUAAGGCUGUGUUCAGACUGCAGGUAAUGGCAAUUUGUUUCUUGAAACAGAACAGAUCUGUUGAGAUGACUGUUCAAUCCGUAACCCUGCGUUCACACUGGCAAGUGACAAGUCUCUUGUGGGUGGGUUGGAGGCAGUUUGUGCUGUCGGGAGUAGGUGGGUAUCGGUAUGGCCGGUUAGCAUGCUAUUAAGCUACCCAUCAAGCUCUACUCCACUGUCUUCCAAGCUUUUAUGUUUCUCCAAACUGCUCCUGAGUUUGUGCAAAACUGAUCAAGUAAAACAGAAAGAGCAAAAACAGCAACUAUAUCCUUCUCUGUCUGUUUAGAACUGGAAAUAGCAUAGAGGACCUUGCACCCCAUGUCUGUGAUUGGUGCAAAGGAUUUGUUUGGCUUAUUAGUGUAGAAUGUCACCCCACCGUGUCAUAAUUCAUGUGCAUAAAGUUGAGAAAAUUUGAACUCUGUCUCUUGUGGCUUGUUGUAGCUACAAAUUUUCAAGCCCUCUCGGAGGAAAUGAAUGGUGGCCUGUUGCUCUGUCGUCUGCCAGUGUGAACUAGGGAUAGGUUAUAUGGCCCUAAAAUAAUAUCACAAUAUUUUAUGGUAUUUUAGCGAUAACGAUACUCUUGGCGUUAUGACAAAACACUAAAUAAAAAAAUUAUAUAAAAGGAAUACACUGCUGUGAAAAAAAUCUAAUUACAUUUUAUUAUUGCAUACAAUAUGAUAUGACACACCCCAAACUGAGAUAUUAAAAAUACAGAAUUUUAUCAUAUUCAUAACAAGUCAAUAGUCCAGAAUGUCAUGAUACUAAUAAUGCACUCCAGAUAUCUCCAUAUAUCCAGGACUAAAGUAAAAUAAAUUAUACUAGACAAAUAUAAUCUAGAUAUAUAGUAGAUAUAUAAUGGGAAAUGAGAAGAGUGUGAAUUUUUCUUUUGUUGCUAAAAAUAGCAAAAAAUAAAUAAAAAAUAGAACCCUGAUUUGAUAAUUAGGGAUGAGUGAUCUGGAACGAUAUUUCUGGGUAUAAUAUUGUUCACAAUAUUUAAGAAUGUUGACGAUAUUACUGUGUAUGAUACAAUAUGGCACACAACCUAGUGUGAACGCAGGGUUUUGGCUUUGUUUAGACUACAGAUUUUCAGAGAAUUUUGAUGCUAUGAAAAGCCAGAAAGCACAUUAAACCUAUGGAUUUGGAUGUGGUUUGAAAUGUGUUUACAACCAGCAUCUCAGUCUGGACACUGGUCACUUUAACCACCUGUUGCGUCAGUUGCAAAAUAUGAGAAAUAAUGACCUCUUUAUGUAUAAAGUAGGGGAAGUGUGUUGGUCCAAAAAGAUGCCAAAGGUACAGCAACCCAUGCAUUAGAUACACAAAUCCUAUUAAUAUUCAGUCUGAACAUGAAACAUGAAAAAUGAAAAAAAAGAAAAAAAGAUUUUGGCUGGAAGUCUGAACAUAAAUUGAAUAUGCAGGACAGAUGGGUGCCAGGUCCAGGAUUCAGAAACAAUGCUGUAAUGUAAUGUUAAAAAUUAGCUUUGUAUCUCUCCUGUAGAUCUUUGUGAGGGUUCUAGGUGUAGACUCUUUAAACCUAGCCAAUGGAUUCAUUCAGAAAUUCUGAGUCGUGUUAAAAUCAUGUUGCCACCAGCAGCAACUCCUCUGUUGCUUUGUUAGACGAGUAGCAUUAUCUGUACAUGUUUCUGGCGCCAUACAUAAGCGUUUUUGGAGAUUUUGAGGACUUUGGCGCGAGGCUAACAUGCAUGUUAAACAACACUGAACAUUGAAGACAAACAAGACAAAAAAAAAGACCAAAGGAUUCAGAAAAUCAUAAACGAAUGAUGACUAAAACUUCGCAUGACCUAAAACUGGAGUUCUUUUUCUAGGCAUUAUAUUUGCUGCGUUCAUAGUCUUCCAUGUACUACUGUGAAGAGGUCAUUCUGGGUGUUUUAGGUUGAGCCUGGUUUGUAGAUUAUACAGGUACCUUCCCCGCUUGUCACUGUACAAAUACCAUUUACGUCUGCGCUGUACAAACACCCGGCUUGACUCCUACUGUUCUGUGUGAAAUGGAGCUGUGGGUGUGGCCUGACCUCUGCCCUACAUUCUCCUACACUUGAAAAGAGCAAGUAAAAAGCUGUUGAAAUUAUGGAGUAGUAAAUGAUGAUCAUAAUUUUUUCAUAUGCACUAAACAGAUUGGGUUUCUUUCUUUCCCCAGAAUGGACCCUCUGACCCUG